UUGGGCAGCGUACGGUACGUCAUUUCCAGUGUUUGAUUGGUGACGUUAAUUUUCGAUCGACAGCUGAGACUUCGUUUGACUUUGCCUGCGGAAAGAUAACAUCUUAAAUAGACGACCCAGGUAUCAUCUAUACAGGAAGCAUUAAACAGACUCUGUACUCUUAGUACUUUUUGAAGGGCCUUAAGGAAGUAUAUCAGACAGAAACACCAUGACGCUGCAAUGGACCUUUGUGGCAGCCUUCCUGUAUUUGGAGGUUUUUGCCCUGAUACUCCUGAUGUUCCCAUUCAUCAAGCCAUACAUGUGGCAGAGAUUCUUUCAUUCUGGAAUAGUGAAGUCCAUCACAGCUUAUGCAUACAUCUAUUUCAAUGUUUUUCUCUUCGUCCUUGUCUUGCUUUUCCUUGAUUCUGUGAGAGAAGUGAGCAAGUACACAGAUGCCAAAGAAGAACUUGAUAUAGCUAUACCGAAUGCAGAGGCCAUCCUCAAUAUGAAGCUUUUUAGAGCACAGAGGAACUUUUAUGUGGCUGGAUUUGC
This is a messenger RNA of Lytechinus variegatus (green sea urchin), 531 nucleotides long. It is a transcript of the gene bcap31, whose product is annotated as B-cell receptor-associated protein 31-like. Lineage: Eukaryota; Metazoa; Echinodermata; Echinoidea; Temnopleuroida; Toxopneustidae. The record is from RefSeq and is a predicted model, not a curated record. Gene Ontology annotation, biological process: endoplasmic reticulum to Golgi vesicle-mediated transport; intracellular protein transport. Gene Ontology annotation, cellular component: endoplasmic reticulum; endoplasmic reticulum membrane.